AUGGACGAUAACAACUGGCUUGAACAAUCAGAUAUUCAAGAGGCAUUAAUCUGGACUUCAGACGGAUCAAUCAAGACACUACUGUGCCUGGCCUGCUACCAGGACAAAGGCACCAAGGUCCCCUCUGUUGACCCCCAGCCUCGCGCCACAUAUGUGGGCGAAGUUAUUCACUGCGAUCUGGGCGAGAUUAAUCCCACUUCGGUAGAAAACAAUAAGUAUUAUGACUUAAAGCCCGACGACCCGUCGAGGCACUGCGCCUUUAAUACUUACAAAAGCAAGGAUCUGGUUACCGAAAGCCUGUUGUCGUAUGUCUGCAUUAUCCAGGAAGGCAUCAAUGGUCACACUCCCCCGAAACGUCUGCAGACCGUACAAGUCACCGGUGCCAAGGACUUCCUGAGGCAGUUGAUCGCUCUCACCGACUACUGCAACAAAGAGAAGAUUCAGACCGUCAUCUCUACGUCACACAACCGCUACGAAAAGAGCGUGGCAGAGUGUGGCAUUGGCUUCGUUCAAACGGCAGCCCGUGCUACUGGUAUUCACACCAAAACACCAAUGUGCUUCUGGGACUGCACCCUGUCCUUCACCUACGAAACGAUAAGCAGGACAGCAGGACCGGCCAGCCCACGGUAG
This is a messenger RNA of Pseudomassariella vexata, 630 nucleotides long. RefSeq lists its product as uncharacterized. Lineage: Eukaryota; Fungi; Ascomycota; Sordariomycetes; Amphisphaeriales; Pseudomassariaceae. The transcript is spliced from 2 exons. The coding region runs from base 1 to 630 and encodes 209 amino acids. The record is from RefSeq and is a predicted model, not a curated record.